Molecule: messenger RNA, 3230 nt
Organism: Bombus impatiens (common eastern bumble bee)
Lineage: Eukaryota; Metazoa; Arthropoda; Insecta; Hymenoptera; Apidae
Gene: Rubicon
Product: run domain Beclin-1-interacting and cysteine-rich domain-containing protein
Exons: 8
Coding region: 288-2927 (879 amino acids)
Cellular component (GO): intracellular membrane-bounded organelle
Molecular function (GO): phosphatidylinositol phosphate binding
Source: RefSeq, a predicted model, not a curated record
AUCAUGUAAAAGAAUGAAAUUACGUGAUUCUGUUUACGUUAAAAGAUAGCAUAUGAGUAUUAUAGUAAAAUUGAUCGUAAUGAUGUAACAUUUAAAAUGAAGUUUUUUGACGGUAAUAGAAAAUUUAAUAAAUAUCCAGGAAAGCAUAAGUAACGUUUUUCAAUAGCUAUACAUAAUGUUUAUAUAAUAUGUAACGAUCGUUAACUUUUCUGAAAUAUUUGAUGACAUAACGAAAAAUAAUUAAAGAAUAUAUUAAAAUAGAAAGUGAAUGAUUCCUGAUCAUCACUAUGUGCGGAGACGCCCACAUCAAAGAGCAAUGGCAACUUUUGCAAAACCUUCGAUCUACGGUAGAAGGUUUAUUGGUCGAUGGUGUUUUAAACGUAUGGGAUGUUUACGGUGGUUUAAAUCGUCUUCACAAUGUAAUGGAAAGGAUAUUCAAACAUGGCUGUCGAAUAUUUAAUCGAAAUGGAGAACCGGAUUGUUGGAUUUUUAUUCAAGGAUUAAAUUGGCUGCAGCCCUCUGUAGCAUUGUCACCUGUUGUUCCUGAAACAGAAGAUUAUCUUUCAAAUUUACCAACUCGAAUUGUCUCACACAAAGAUAUGUUAUGGCUGUACAAGAGUUUAGAAAGUCAUUCUUUGUCACAUAAGCUUCCAUGGCUUUUGUCUGAUAAGGAACAUUUACUUUCUUGUUUUGAACCAUGGGCAUUUUUGUGUCAAGAAAACUUAGCUGAAGCCACACUCUUAUGUUUAAGAGCAGUUGAAAGAAACCAACCUACAUUGCUUACAGAAAUUGAUCCAUCCUUGUUUUUACCUUGUUGGAUUUCUCCUAAAACAAGUCCAAAGAGACAUCGUCGAUCUUCUUCAUAUCCAAUUAAUUUCUCAACAAUAAAUCUUAGUGUUGCAAGAGAUAAAGUAAUACAUAUUGAGAAUUGUCAAUUAGAAUCAUUAAAAAUAGCUUCAGACAACAAAAUUAUGCAACAUGAUGAUGUUAAAUCUAAUGAAAAAUAUGAAGAUAAAUCAUUAGAUUCUAAAGAAAUUAAUGAUAUACCUUUGAAAAGUUGGAGUAGUCUUUCAGUACUGACUAAAAAUUGUACAUCUGUAGAAAAAAGUGCUUCUGCAUCUUCAUCAUGUGUUGCAAAGAGUAGUUCACAUAAAAGUAAUGAUCCUCAAACAUCUCCUGUUGAAUUAUCAAAAAUAAUUAAUGUAAAUUAUGCCGAAUUAAAACAUUCAACAUCAAAUGUGGAUAAUAAACAACUUGUAAAGCCAAGGACUCCUGUAAGGAAAGUACAAAACAAAACUAAAGCAAAACAGAAUCAAAGUAUGAAGAAAUCUAGCGAAGAUUCUGAUGUGUUAAAUUCUGAGGAUACAUCAAUAAAUGCAGUAGAAGAAUACCGGAUUCCUUCUUUUAUACCAAAUGAAGGAAAUCCAAAUGCAUAUAACACAAAUUCUACAGAAAUUAGAAUUUCUCAAACGCCAAGAAGAAAAACUUCUCUUUUAUCAGGUUCAGCGCCUGAAUUCACUAGUCCAUGGAAUUUAGAAAUUGAAGGGCAAAAAGAUAUAAGAACAGCAAAGAAGAGUUUCAUGGAAGAUGGAGGAAGCAGUGUUCAACCUAUGGCAAUAGGAUAUUUUCCGCGUCCAACAGAAGGUCAAAGUUUAACAAAUUUUUUAGCUUCUGCACAAUUUUCUAGAGCAAAUGCUGAAUUGGACAGAGAAAACGCACAUUUCAGUGUUUCCGAAGCAAUGAUAGCUGCCAUAGAACAAGUAAAAUGUAAUAGGCAAUGGCGUCUUAUGGAAGAAGCAACUGAAGAAAGCGACGAAGAAAUAAAUAGCUUAAAACAGAGGAUACGAUUAAGACGGCGUCAGCGACAGGAAGAGCGGUACAAAGGAAGGACGUGGAAUCGCGAACUACUGAGUGAUGGCAAAACUGAUACUACAACCACUGAUCAAAGUGUUAGUCCAUUAUCAACUUCGUCUGAUGCUCCCUCAGAAAAUAUAUCUACAGAUGACAUAGAAGAUUUAGAAGUGGAUGACGAGCGAAAUGCAGUAAAACUUAAAAAUGCUGGAAUUUCCAUAUCCAUGGCAUCUUUAUAUUCAGAUGCAGAUUUGUAUCAAUCAUCCCCUGCACAUGGAACAGAAUCAACUUUAACUGAGAGUAGUAUGUCCGCGGAAGGGGUAGCUUUGUCACUUCUUAGUAAAUUUAGUGAGAAACAAUUACCGAGAGCGAGUGAAUUACAAUGGCUGGUCUCUGAAAAGGAUGUACCACAAAGAUUGUUACCAUUACCAAAAAGUUGGCCAAUAAAUCCAGAUGAUGCAGAAAAUUCACAGUCAAUUCCUCUGCGUGGAACAACAGAAUGGGCUCCACCAAGACCUCAAAUUAUUUUUACAUCACAUCCUCCACCAGUGCGACGGACUCUUAUAGCCAAACAGAAUUACAGGUGCGCAGGAUGUGGAAUGAAGGUUGCAAUAAAAUAUGCAAAUAAAUUUCGUUACUGUGAGUAUUUAGGUAGAUAUUUCUGUACUGGAUGCCAUACUAAUCAGGUAGCAUUAAUACCAGGAAAAAUUUUAACUAAGUGGGAUUUUAACAGAUAUUCUGUAUCAAACUUUUCAUAUAGACUGUUGGAUCAAAUGACAUCAGAUCCAUUAUUUCAAAUAAAUGACUUAAAUCCAUCAUUAUAUAGACGAAUAAAACAAUUAGCCAGAACAAGAUUAUUACGUUUACAAUUAUUUUUCUUUAAAGAUUUUCUAUUUACAUGUCGAUUUGCGACAAGUGUUCAAGAUAUACUGAAGAAGGAACCAAAUUAUAUAAUAAGUGAACCCCAUGUAUAUUCCAUUCAAGAUCUGAUGCAUGUUAAAUAUGGUAUCUUGCCAAUGAGAUUGCAAGAAUUAGUUGAAAUGUGUAAUAUGCAUAUUAUGGGCUGUGAGAUCUAAUCUUGUUUUUAGCUAUGCCAAGCUAGGGGAUUUGUAUGUGAGCUAUGUCGUUCCAAAGAUGUCAUAUUUCCGUGGGAAUUCACAAAAGUUAGUAGAUGUGAAAUGUGUGGUGCAUGUUUUCAUAAUGAAUGCAAGCAGAAUUUUAAUAAAGUAGAUUGUCCACGCUGCAUUCGUUUACAUGAUAGACGAAUAUCUAGAGAACAAUUUUGACAUACGGUAAGAUUAUCUUGUGUCAUAUUUUUAGAUAUAAGUAUCGAAUUAAUAAUUUAUAAAUUUCAUUUAAAUUAUUAUUUGUAAAAAAAA